UACAAUUGAAAAUUAUAAAAAAUUAUUUUUAGGAUUGCCCAGAAGGAAAUAUCAAAACGUGGAUGGUUGACAUAUACAGAUAUCUCCGUAUUGAGUCGAGGAUCGGUGAUGUUACAGUGUUGGACUAUUAUAAUCGAUAAUGUGGUUCAGAUUAUUGCAGUAUCAAUGAUAGCAUACGUUGCUGCAGCAUUAAUGCUUGUGGGUUCAGUGACCAUGGUUAAUCGUUACAGUCCAAUGAACAGAAUACUGAGAAAUGCAAAAGAAAAUACAAAUUUGGAUAUAGAUUUAUCUGUCGCAAUUCAUAACUCCUCUUCUACUCCUAUGAAAAUUGAUGUUGAAGUAAAUAUGGACAAAAUUGAAACUAUAAUCAUUGGUGAACAAUCUAUAGUGGAUAAUAAUAGCUGGAAGCAAGUAUCUGUAUAUAAGCCACAUCAUAAUGCUUGUAAUCAUAAUUUUCCAUUUGUCAGAACCAUUGCAUAUAAACCUCUCAAUAGGAUUCAUACAUUCCCAUCUCAGAAUAGACAGUUGAAGCAACCUGGCUAAGAUAAUUAAUUUCAUUACCUGUUGGUUAUUGUAUGUUUUCACCAAGUUUCAUACAGGGUGUCUCAUAAGCAUGGAAUCAUAGGAGUUUUAUUUAUUUUUGUUCAUUCUUCUACAGGUAAAUCAGGGUGUUGAGUGAGGAGGGACAAAUUCAUGUUAUUUUAAUAGUUUGAACCCACAGUCAGUACAAAGUUGCCAAAUAGUUUAACAAUACUGUUGUAUGCAAUUGGUGGAAAGUGUGGAGUCAACCUGUUAUACUCUUUGGCAAUUUCAUACCAUCAAAAUAAGUUUCUCUUUAUUUAGCACCAUACUUUAUCUGAAAAAGAAUAAACAAUGAGUAACAUAACUCCUGUAGCUUCAGAUUUAUGGCACAUCCUGUAUAAUAACUGUCAUUAUUUUGAUAUCAUAAUACUUUUUAAAACUAAAAAAA
Molecule: messenger RNA, 970 nt
Organism: Centruroides sculpturatus (bark scorpion)
Lineage: Eukaryota; Metazoa; Arthropoda; Arachnida; Scorpiones; Buthidae
Exons: 2
Coding region: 109-543 (144 amino acids)
Source: RefSeq, a predicted model, not a curated record